Messenger RNA from Sciurus carolinensis (gray squirrel), 2314 nucleotides. It is a transcript of the gene Dele1, whose product is annotated as DAP3 binding cell death enhancer 1. Gene Ontology annotation, molecular function: protein binding. The record is from RefSeq and is a predicted model, not a curated record. The coding region runs from base 123 to 1664 and encodes 513 amino acids. NCBI's taxonomy places the organism in Eukaryota, Metazoa, Chordata, Mammalia, Rodentia, Sciuridae. The transcript is spliced from 13 exons.
UUGGCGGGCUCAAAGCUUGCGUGGGGAUUCGACCGCUCCGGACGCCACAGUGGCCGCUCUAGCCGCUGUCCCAUGGUUUGGCCUGGCUUUUUCGGCUGCGCGGUCUGUAUGGUGCUGGCGACAUGUGGCGCCUGACGAGUCUCCUGAGCCGAGCUCUUCCCCGUCUAUUGGGACCUGACCUCCGAGGUGUGACCCUCAAGACCAACAGUCCAGAUGUGCCUCAGACAACGUCCUCCACCUUGCUGAUCCCUUUGCCCAACCUUGACAGGUUAGGCCACCAUGGCCCAGGUACUAGAAGGGGCCCAAAGUCCCAUGGAUGGAAGGAUGCCUUUCAGUGGAUGUCUGCUCGUGUCUCCCCAAACACCUUGUGGGAUGCCAUAUCAUGGGGCACUCUGGCCGUGCUGGCACUGCAGCUGGCGAGGCAGAUCCACUUUCAGGCAUCCCUGCCAGCAGGACCUCGACAAGCAGAACACUGCUCUUGGCGCAGUCCCCUGGACCGUUUCCUCUCUCCUCCCUGGCGGCACCCACACUCCUCACUACGAAGACACGUUCUCCCUGACUCUGAUGGCCCAAUUCCCAGGCAUAUUGGCCUCAGGAAACCAAGGCUGGGCCAGGAAGAACUCUCGGCUCAGUCCAGGAACUUCUCCUUGCCUAGCUCCUUGAGAGCAACUGGUCUUCAGGAGCCUCCUGAGGAAGGUCCCAGUGAGUUUGGCUUCCUGCAUGACAGCAGUAGCUUUGAGCCUAAGACAAAGCCAGCCCAGCCUCAGCCCCCUGGUGAAAAGAAGGAAGAAGAUAAGUCAAAACCUCUCCCCCUCGAGGAGGCUGUGACUUCCAUUCAGCACCUCUUCCAGCUCAGUGUUUCCAUCGCUUUCAACUUCCUGGGGACAGAGAACAUGAAGAACAGGGACUACACAGCAGCCUUUUCUUACUUCCAGAAAGCUGCAGACCGUGGUUAUAGCAAAGCACAGUACAACGUGGGCUUGUGUCACGAGCAUGGCAGAGGCACCCCCAGGAACCUCAAAAAGGCAAUCCUUUAUUACCAACUGGCUGCCAGCCAGGGCCACAGCCUGGCUCAGUACCGCUAUGCCAGAUGCCUACUGCAAGACCCAGCCUCCUCACAUAACCCUCAGUGGCAGAGGGCAGUGUCCAUGCUGAAGCAAGCUGCAGACUUGGGCUUGAGAGAGGCCCAGGCUUUCCUCGGGGUGCUUUUCACCAAGGAGCCGCACCUAAAUGAACAGGGAGCUGUGAAAUAUCUUUGGCUUGCAGCCAACAAUGGGGACUCACAGAGCAGGUACCACUUGGGAAUUUGCUAUGAGAAGGGCCUUGGUGUGCAGAGGAAUCUGGGAGAUGCCAUGAGAUGUUACCAACUGUCAGCGGCUCUGGGAAAUGAACCUGCCCAGGAGAGGCUGCGCACCCUCUUUUCCAUGGAGGCAACAGCCGCAGGGACCAGCCACCUGGCAGUUACAGGAUUGAAGUCUUUCUCCAGCCCCUCCCUCCGCAGCCUGAAUACUCUGCUGGCAGGUGCCUCAGGCCUCCCUCAUGCCUCCAGCACAGGGAACCUUGGCCUCCUCUGCAGAAGUGGACAUCUUGGAGCCAGCCAUGGAACCCCCAGCAGGGCUAUCCCCUCCUUGGAAAGCAGUCUCGUAAGAUUGGGUUUUGGCUAAGUUUGGGCAGAAGGAGUUUAUUGCCUAACUGCCUGCAUGGAUCUGCUUGGCUUCUUCAGUUCUCACCUAAACCCUGAGAGGGAACCUGUGAAUGCUCAGAGAUAUCACAUUGGAGUCCCAAAGAAGAGGCCAGUUAUUCACUUAUCUUCCUUCAAACCCCAGCACCUCCCCAACACCAUAAGAAGAGGAAAGUGUGAGAAGAAGCCAGCUUCUGACUCAGCCGGCUUGCUUGGCCAUAUCCUCUUAAAGCAGUGAGCUGACUUGCUGAUAUUGUUUCUUCAGUUGUAGAGCAAGGGCCAUGGUAUGUUUCCUCCUGCCUCCUACCUUACAGCUCUGAAGCACAGGCAUUUCACUGCAGAAAGGACCUGGGUGCUUGCUGAGGCUCUGAGGCAGUGAUGCUGGUGGUUGAGUGUCUUUAUGCGUCACCAGGCCAGUAUGAGGACCUGGCCUUCUGACUCCCAGCCCAGCCUUACAUUCUGCUAGUCUGCACUGUCAUUUUAUGUGAAAGCAUUAUUAUGGUCCUAUUGUCGUGAGGGAGUAAAUGGAGAUUGGGUACUUGGAGCUGGAGAGUAUAGAUUGUGAGUCCUCCAUUGGGAAAGGUGAGCCAGAAAUAUAUGGGUGCUUAAUAAAGCAGAUGGUGGAUUAUCUCA